Messenger RNA from Lachancea mirantina, 2646 nucleotides. NCBI's taxonomy places the organism in Eukaryota, Fungi, Ascomycota, Saccharomycetes, Saccharomycetales, Saccharomycetaceae. The record is from the annotation of a GenBank genome assembly.
AUGUCCGAGGAGAGAAAACUGCUGCAAAAGAGGCUCAGGCCGCUCUACGAGAGUAUCCUCACGCUCAAGGAGCCCAGCGGACUCGAGAUCUACCCGAUCUUCCAGGUGCUCCCAGGCAGAAAGGACUACCCAGACUACUACGGCGUUAUCAAACACCCAAUGUCCCUGAGCACCGUCAAGAAGCGUCUCAACAACAACUACCGAGACCCACAAGAGUUUGUCAACGACCUUGCGCAAAUCACCUGGAACGCGCGUACCUAUAACGCCAAACAGUCCGACAUCUACAACUACGCUGAGAUCAUGGACGCGUUCAUCAACGACACCAUCAUCGACAAACUUCAGAAAUUUUAUCCGGGCGUUGUCUAUCCCGAUUUGGGCCCUCUUCCAGACGACGCUGAUGCUUCAUCCCGCAGCAAGGCUGCCGCGCGCGCUGUCCACGCCUCGCCCGCAGCGCCAGCACAACCCGCCGUCAACGUCAAAGUCGGCGUCACCGAGCCUGCACUGCUCAAGUCUGAGCCCGCCAACGACAACAGCGUUUCUACGCCUGGUGAAGCGGACGCCGACGAGGAAGAAGACGAAUACGAAGAACAGCCCCAAGACGAAGAUGAAGACGAGGACUACGUUGAGCAGAAGAAAGUUCUGCCUAAAAUCCGUAUCCCGGCUAUGACCCAGUCCCCCGCACCUCAGCAGCCCGCGUCCCAGUCCAUGACGCCCACGCCUCUUUAUCACAGACACCAGCAGCAAAAGACCCACAUGCGUAGAGGAAGACCUCCUGUGAUCGACCUUCCCUACGAACAACGUAUCAAAAACGUCCUCAAGGCUCUCAAGAAAGACGUCAAUGACCGCAACGAACCCAUCACCGCGGCUCUCGACAGACUCCCCGACGAAGAGCGCGAGCCGCAGUACUACAACAUGGUAUCAAAUCCCAUUUCCAUCGACGAAAUUCGCAAGAAAGUUAAACAAAGAAAAUACAAAAACUUUCAGUCGUUCCAGCAAGAUUUUAAGCUCUCCAUCGCCAACUUCCAACUCUACCAUCGUUCUCAGUCCACUGACAUGAGGCGUGCUGCGGAUCUCGAGCGUCGUUUUAACGACCUUUGCAAAUACGAGCUGUCUAGGCCCGACGAAGACUUCAUGACCGACGGAGAACUCAAGUAUCCCUUAAAUCAGGUCGAUCACAACGGCGUGUCGUAUAAGAUCGGUGACUGGAUCCUGAUCAACAACCCGAACGACACUACAAAGCCCACAAUUGCACAGAUUUUCAGACUCUGGUAUACUUCGGAUGGCAGAAGAUGGCUCAAUGCGUGUUGGUACCUGAGACCGGAGCAAACAGUGCACAGAUAUGACCGGAUAUUUUAUAAAAAUGAGGUGGUCAAGUCAGGCCAGUAUAGAGAUCAUCUUGUUGAAGAGAUCGUUGGCAAGUGCUACGUUUGCCAUUUUACUAGAUAUCAGCGUGGGGACCCAGACGUUGAAAUUGAAGGUCCACUUUUUGUUUGUGAGUUUAGAUACAACGAAAGUGAAAAAGUUUUCAACAAGAUCAGAACCUGGAAGGGAUGUUUGCCUGAAGAAGUUCGUGACGUCGAAGAAUCGACGAUUCCCGUCAUGGGUAGGAAGUUCUUUAAAUAUGACUCCCCCAUCAAGCAUCUUUUGCCACCAGAUGCCACUGUAACGGACCCCAUUCCUGCGCCAACUGAGGGUGCUGUCAAUGCUCCGCCUUUGGUGGGUGCGGUGUAUCUGCGGCCCAAAGUCAAAAAAGACGAUCUUGGUGAAUAUUCUACGUCGGACGAUUGUCCACGGUACAUCAUCAGGCCCGGUGAUAUACCUGAGCCCGGAAACAUCAAUUCCGACACGGGGACUAUGGUGGUUAGCUCCCAGGCUUCGAACAAUUUACCAAAACUGAACGCAUCCACCACUCGUCUGACGUCGCUUAAUAAGAGUAGGAGCGCCACAGGCCUCUCUGGUAUACGCCAUUCGACGACAGCUAGCUACAAUCCGCCUGCUAUGAAAACGGCCCAACUUUUAUCUUCAGGCCCCGUUGGGACUCCGUCACCACCUCCGCCGGAACACAACGCCCCAAUCACGGCCCAGCAGCCUAUAACGCAAAUAUCCAAGGCGUCGACUUCGAGUAUAAGGCAACCCGCGUUCAACCCCCCUACAAUAAUCAGCUCCAUCGCUGCGCAAGCACGCACCAAUCCCUCGGUUGUCGGCACAAUCGUCACCGACACCCCAGGCGCCUUCGUACUGCCAAUUUCUAUCACCAAAAACAUCGAAGUGUUACAGCGCUCCGACCACAACAGUCAGCUCAGACGCCAGGGCAAGGAUCAAAUGUUCAAGAAGCGUAAAAAUAGGGGUGAGAUUAUAUGGUUCAAAGGUCCAAGUGUCGCCAUUAGCGAACGUCUCAUAAAUUCCAGGAACGAGUUCACAGAUUUGUCUCUGAACAGAUGGUUCAAAAAGCGGAAGUUGGAUUACGAAGAAGUGGACGCCGAAGAUAAUGACUACAAUAAUAACGACGACCAGGACUACGAAGAAGGCGAAGAUUCCGAAGAUGACGAAUUUUCCGUUCCGGGCACAUUCCCACUCGGGCUAAGACCUUCGGCUUCUUAUAUGGCCUUCAAAAUACAACAACAGUCCGAAGUUUACCGAAGCUAA